Molecule: messenger RNA, 1316 nt
Organism: Linum tenue
Lineage: Eukaryota; Viridiplantae; Streptophyta; Magnoliopsida; Malpighiales; Linaceae
Source: the annotation of a GenBank genome assembly
UUCAUUUCUGGUUCUGUGGUCUCCAUAGCUAGCCGGCACAACGAGUAGAGGAACAGCUCUGGUUACCAUCCAUUUAAAAAGAAGGAGAGAGAGAGAGAGAGAUGGAGAUGGAAUCUUGUGUUCCACCAGGGUUUAGGUUCCACCCAACAGAAGAAGAACUUGUUGGGUACUACCUGAAGAGGAAGAUUAACUCUUUGAAAAUCGAUCUGGAUGUUAUUGUUGACGUUGAUCUGUACAAGAUGGAGCCAUGGGACAUCCAAGCCACAUGCAAUCUAGGGUACGACGAACAGACGGAGUGGUACUUCUUCAGCCACAAGGACCGGAAGUACCCGACCGGAACCCGGACCAACCGAGCCACGGCGGCCGGGUUCUGGAAGGCCACCGGCCGCGACAAGGCGGUGCUGUCGAAGAACAAGAUCAUCGGGAUGAGGAAGACCCUCGUCUUCUACCGGGGACGAGCUCCCAACGGAAGGAAGACCGACUGGAUCAUGCACGAGUAUCGCCUCCAGACCUCCCAAAACGCACCCACUCAGGAAGAAGGAUGGGUGGUAUGUAGAGCAUUCAAGAAGCCAAUUCCCAACCAAAGGCAAGGCUAUGAUCACCACCAAUGGAACCACCACCACCACCACCAUGGCUACAAUCCUCUUCACUCAUCACCAUCUGAAGCUUGUUCAUCAACAUCCCACCAAUACUUGCCACCUCAUCAUCAUCAUCCUCAUCACAUCCACAAUCAAGAUCACAAUCAGCUUUUCAUCUCCCCUAGUUCCCAGUCCUUCACUGACAUGAUGAUGAUGAACAGCCAGCUGAUGGUCGUCCACCAUCAUCAAGAUGAUCAUCAGCUCCCGCAGCUGCUCGACAGCCCCAAUAAUGCCAUCUCAGCAAGUUUUGGUGCAACCACCACCAACACCAUGGCAGCUGCUGGUGGCAAUUUGAAGAGCAAUAACUUGGAGGAGUUGCUUGUGUCCCAAGAAGCCAAUAUCUGCGGCUCGAGUUCGUCGCAGAUGAUCUUCUCGUCGUCUCUCCCGAUGUUGAUGCUCGACUCCGAAAGUGGUGGAUCUAUCGAAGCCGACGAUGGUUCUUGUUUUCUAGAUUGUUUUGCCGAUGAUUGAUUGAAGUACGUACGUAGUUUGAUUUCGUAACAGCAUUAUACACGACGGUUUCUAUUCUUGCAUCUUGUGAGAAUCUUAUUUGGUUGGUUCCCCAUGCACACGUAUGCCAUAGGUUUUUUUUCCUCUUUCUCUUUUUGGUAUUUCAGAUGCUUUUAGUUUUCUCUUUGGGGGGUUUGCUUUUGAUCACUUCGUAUGUUCUGAUUUGCU